This is a messenger RNA of Bicyclus anynana (squinting bush brown), 3550 nucleotides long. RefSeq names its product histone acetyltransferase p300-like. Gene Ontology annotation, biological process: positive regulation of transcription by RNA polymerase II. Bases 865 to 1611 code for a protein of 248 amino acids. Gene Ontology annotation, cellular component: histone acetyltransferase complex; nucleus; transcription regulator complex. The record is from RefSeq and is a predicted model, not a curated record. The transcript is spliced from 7 exons. Gene Ontology annotation, molecular function: transcription coactivator activity; chromatin DNA binding; histone acetyltransferase activity. NCBI's taxonomy places the organism in Eukaryota, Metazoa, Arthropoda, Insecta, Lepidoptera, Nymphalidae.
UACCGAAAACACCGCGAUUCAAACCGCCCGUCAAUGUACAUUGACAUUAGGUUUUGAUCGGUAUCUAAAGCGUCUCAGACUAGUUCAGAUGUGGAUGUUUGCACGACCUUUUUAGUGGUUUUGUCAUCCAGCAAUUUCGCCGCUCCGGGCAAAGAUAAAUUUUGCCGCCCUUUACACCAAUACCCACCAUUGUUUUAUUUGCGCGCAUAAAUUCCGCGUGGAAUUUAUUUUUUUACAAAUCCCUCGGCAACCAUGGUUUUUUUUCGGGAUAAAAAGUAGCCUAUGUGAUAAUCCAUGCUAUAAUAUAUCUCAAUACCAACGGACAAUGGGCAAAAGCUGUAUCGGUGAACUGAGUAAAUCGAUGUUGUGUCACCAGGUUUUCAUGAUUAUAAUUAAUUUUUUAAAUUAUAAAUGUUACUUUUAUUUAUAAGAUAUCACGAAAACACCGUCAUUAAAAAUGAAUAAAAAUAAAAUACUAUUUCGUCUUUAAUAAGACCGCCAUAUUUUUUUUCGAAUGUUGUCAUAGUAAUUUUUACUUACAUGACAUGUAACAUGUCACUUUAUAUAAUUUUAUUUUAUUAUUUAUAUCAUUUCGACGAUUUAAUAGCGCUAUUGUCCACGUUUAUUCUGAUCGUUAGAGAAAUAAGACUCCAUAAUAAUAUUGAAAGACUCCAUAAUACAUUCAUUAUAGAUUAGUGUGUGUAACUUAAACUUCAUAUAGUUUAAGUUCUAAUACAUCACGGACAUCGGAAACAUAUUAAAAUGUUUUUCCUUAUCGAAAGCGGUUUAAACGACUAAUUUGAAAAACCAACUAGCCAACAAGGAGGUCAAGCACGUGGUCAAGUGGCGGGGAACUUGGGCAACAUGAAGAGGACGACCCGCAGCAGCACGGCGCGCUCAGGCAGCACUAAACGCACCGCGUUCGAGCAGCAGGUCACAUUGGCGGGGAACAUGGUCAACAUGAAGAGGACGACCCGCAGCAGUACGGCGCGCUCAGGCAGCACCAAACGCACCGCGUUCGAGCAGCAGCGGCAGGGCGCGCCGAUGCACCAGAAGGCGCUGGCACAGCUCAUGGCCACGCUGCGCUCGCCUAGCAGCCACCAGCAGCAGGUGAUGCUGCAGAUCCUCAGGUCCAACCCACCGCUGAUGGAAAUCUUCAUCAAACAGAGGACAAAGGAAUACUUGACUACUGUGGCGGGGAACUUGGGCAACAUGGAGGGGACGACCACACGGCACCACCACCUCGGCACCACCGCCGUCACCAGCCCGGCGUGCUCAGGGGGCACUGACCGCGCCGCGUUCGAGCAGAGAGCGCAGGAGCUGAUCCGGCAGCGGCUGGUGCUGUUGCUGCACGCGCACCAGUGCCAGCGGCGCGAGUCGCAGGCCAACGGCGAGACGUGGCAGUGCAGGCUGCCCCAGUGCCAGAUUAUAAAACCUGUGCUGAACCAUUUAAAGUCGUGUCAGGCGGGAAAUGAAUGUACAGUUACUCAUUGUUCAUCUUCGAGACAAGUCUUCAGUCAUUGGAAACACUGCAACAAAAAUGACUGUCCAGUGUGCGAACCGCUCAAUUUUAUUUUUUUAUUUAUAUUUUAUUCUAUAACAGGUGCAUAGCGUAAUGUAAAUAAACAAAUUCACCAUUGGCAUAUCUAGGAUUAUUUCCUGGGGUGGGCCUACAUGUCACUGAACAGAGUCGACACUCAAUAUAAAAAUUUCGUUAGCAAUAUUUGUAGACGCAGAUCUCUGAAACGGCUCGACAUAUUUAUUAUUUUUUCUUUGUAUCUAGGGUACAAUGGUACCAUAGAUACAAAGGUAUCAUAAAGGUCAUAAUAAAUUUUUCAAAAUAUUUAUUACUUAUAGGAUUUUCUUUAUUAUAAGUAAUUGUUAUUAUUUGAUAUUUUAAAUGAUGUUUUCUGAAAAAUUAUUAGUAUUUCGGCGUUUCUCAUAGAAUUUCAAAUCGGUAGCCCAGUAUCCUAGGGUACUGGGCUAUAUACGCUAUAUACGCCUAUGAAAUUCACGUGACUUAUGAAUGUUCAAAUUGCAUUAAAGCAGUAAAAUAUUGUCAUAAUAUAAUAGAAUUUAAUCUAAUGUAUUGUCAUAAAAUAAAACUUCAUUUAUUAACAAAAUAUUUUAUUAUUAUUUUAUAUUCCUGUGUCCUCUAAUUUAUUGAACAGAUGUUUAAUUUAGAUUUAGGGUCCCGUAGUUAAAGCACAUAGUUGUGCUCAGAGACCAUUGCUACUACGAGUAGAAACACUGAUAUUAGAAGAAAUAAAUUAAUUAAACAAAUAAAAAAACCCGACUGCAUAAAUUAUACAAAAACUGUCGACUGUUUUCUAAUUGCUUUCUACACUUCUGGACUGAGCUUGUUUUUUUUCUUUUCAGUUUUUGUAUAAUUUAUGCAGUCGGGUUUUUUUAUUUGUUUAAUUAAUUUAUUUAUUUCACAUCUUUUUAGUUACUAUAGAUAGUGAAUUUCGGAUUUAUUUGUUACGUUGGUUACAUGUUACAAAGUACGAUAAUGUAUACCUACGUCCAACCGAGGUUAAGUAAAUAUUCAAAAAGAUCUACGGAACCCUCGGUGGGUGAAUCUGACUCGCAGUUGUCGGAUUUUUAUAAUCAUUAUAUUUAGUUUAGUAUAUUUAGGUGUUUUAUAACUUCACUUCAUAAACCUCGCACCUUAUAGUCAUCCGCCUCGCGUAUUUUGUAUAGACAAUUAAUAAAUAACGUUUUUCUAAUUGUAGUUUUUUUUAACAUGACCAUGAUAUACCAUUUUGAAUUUCUCACAAAAAGCCCUUGAUUUUGAUACCCAUGUUGCAAUAGUAAAAAAAAAAAAAAAUUCACCUCGAGUCUAUAGCGUUUCACAGUCGUCUUGUUGGUUUUUUUUUAAUUUCACCUAUCUAAGAACACUUGGGUUGUUAAGACAAAUCUAACGAUAUCUUAAUUACGUAAAUCCGUCCAGCGGUUUGGAAGAUAUGAGGUAAUAAAGAAUAUUACAUACAUACAAACAUGCGCGAAAAACAUAACCCUUCUUGCAGUCGGGUAAAAAGAGGUAGAUAGGUUACAUAAACCACAUUCGAUAUUUAAAACUGGCACCAAUGGCACACAAAAAUAAUUUCAGCGGCGUUGUCUGUGCGGCGACUGAGCUCAGGUUUGUUAAUUAGCAUAGUUUUAAGGCGGCUGUUAAGAAAAUUGAACAAAAUACGCAAUGUUCACUCUACUAAAACUACAUGUUAUACACGCUAUAAAAUUUCCAAAAAAAUAUAUAAAAUACUUUGAUUAACGAACUACAAUUCUCGGGUUUUAGAUUAUUUUUUAAUUGUUUAUUAAGAUAAAUUUAAAAUAUAAUAUACAAAAAAAUGAAAAUAAUGUCGAUUCACAUAAACUGUUGUAUAACUUAUUAAUCUUUUGUAGAAAAUGUAUUUACCUUUAAUUCUGCGGUUUCUUUUUAUGAUUAUUAGUGUCGUGACAUUUACAUUUAUUCAAUUUCUGUGCAAAAUUUCCUUAUACGUGCGUACGAACGGCUCCCAGCCCUUCGUGCAACAAAGGUGACUGUGGA